Molecule: messenger RNA, 3453 nt
Organism: Sclerotinia trifoliorum
Lineage: Eukaryota; Fungi; Ascomycota; Leotiomycetes; Helotiales; Sclerotiniaceae
Source: the annotation of a GenBank genome assembly
GUCAUUUAUGAAAGUAAGAUCUUCACUUCAGUGUUUCUAAAUCUUCAUUUUCAUCUCUGUCAUAUACAAAACUAUCUAGUAUCUAGGACCACCGAGAAGUUCUCGCUAACCUCAAAUCCUCAAGAGGAACUCUGAUGCAUCCACGACAUCCUACCUAUCACAUAUCCCCGCUAACUUGAACUGAUAGCCAGCCAAGUUGCGGCUUCUUUGCCUGCCCGAGCUUAACUUAACCAUUAAGAUCCUUGAUUUUCACUUGUUGAUUCAAACAGGUGAAGUUAUACUUCUCAACCGCUCGAGUGUCGAUUUUCUACAAUGCUAGCAAGACUAUUCUCGUCUCCGUAUAAGUCAACACUUUUGUGUAUUCUCAAAUCAUAAGAUUGCGAACAUGGCAGCUUAUGAUACUCUGACCAUUUCAUCGUCAACCUCAUCUCACAACAUUCUACGAUUAACAGCUCCGGAUUCAAGGAGUAAUCAAUUCAAUAUGGACACCUUUGAACAUGAUUUAAAUUUCGAGGCGGAUGGGUUGUUGUAUGUUUGCUCCGGAGGAGUUCUUAAGGAUAGAAAAUGGAAGAGGAUAUAUACUAACGGUUGAGGAGAAGGGACGAUGUAAACACAGGAAUGCCAUCAUUACCAUUCACACCCUCGUACGAAUUAUCUGAAGCUUUUUCCACUACGUUCGAAGAUCCCUUUUCCUAUCACGCUGGACCUUUCGAAUCACUUCUUGAUGACCCAAACCCAGAAAAUAAUGGCCAUACCAAUUCUAGCGAUCCCGAUAAUAAAUUACUAGGCUUUGGCGCACCAAUAAUGAAAACGCCAAUUUUGGAUGAUAAUGGACAGACUUGGCCAGCCAUGACUGCAGAAUUAUACGGAAUGUUCUUUGUGGCCGAAGAUGUAUUUGGGGGUGAAACUGCGGGGAGACCCAUGGAAUUGACUUGUUAUCGGCGGAAUCUAUUUCAAAUUUCUGGAAACAUUAUCUUAUCGAGAUCCAUUACGAGAAUAAUAAAUGACCAGGGCCAACAUGUUCCAAUAUAUAAUUUGAUUGCGACGAUAUCUGCUUUAGAAAGCAUUGAGGGAAAGAGCACGGAGAUCAUCACUGUACCAUGGAAGACGGCGAAUGUGACGACUUCUGAAGACAGAGCUGGUGCUGCACCACCUCAGUGGCCCUUGGACUUGGGCAUCAGUCCGGAGCUGGAUCCUACAUGUGUAUCUAUUCCUAUGGCGUGGAAGCGAUUGCAAUUCAAACAUGCGACAGCAAAUAAUGGAAGAAGGAAAGGACUACAACAACAUUAUGUUAUACAAAUUAAUUUGAUGGCUACAUUAGCCACCGGGGAAAAGAUAAAGUUGGCUGAGAUUCAAUCGGGGGCAAUUAUCGUGAGAGGAAGGAGUCCGAGAAAUUUUGAUAGCAGGAAAGACGUCCCUCUUAGUGAUAAGAAGGGAGAAUCAAAACCUAGGACUAUGAGCAACGAAGUUGGAACGACGGUAAAAGUUGAUCCAGCAACCUCUCAGUCUUCCUAUCGCUUUUACGCUCCGAAUGCUGUUCAAGUAUGUCACAUCACAUUUUCAUCCCUUUAGUACACCUUGUUUUUCCGAAUAUGAAACUAACUUAUUCUCAGCAACCACUAGACUUACUACCUGAUUGGCCUACCAGUCUCGCAUCUUCAUCUCUAACACCUGAGCAGCCACCAACGCCUUCACAACGUACAAAGAGGAAUUCAUCUCAUAAUCGUCCCCCAAUUCCCAAAGCUCGCUGGAAAGUAGAUUCUUCAACUACUAGAUCUACGACCCAAAACCCUGCAGCCCCAAUAGACCUCUCUCUAGCUGAUGAUGACACGGGAUAUACGAACUCCCAGGUUUCGUCUAGGAAUUCAUCGGGUCUUUCCGAUAGAGAUAGGGAUAGAGGUGGAGGUCAGAGAGGUAAUGCGGAGAAAGAUGGCGGAGUGAGUGCGAGGACCGGUUCUUCGAAGAAAGCGAUCAGUGUGGGUAGUCCCGAGGAUAACGAGGAAGCACUUUAUGAAUAUUUCCCAUUAAGUUUGGAUGAUUGGUUGGUUUAUUCUUUUUUUUUCUCCGGCCUUAACCAAAUCCAUCUUUCAAAUCUCACUCAAAUGCGUCCUUUUUGAUCCCAAGAAUGGAGGUGUCAAGAGAUAAGAGGAUCGAGUAGAAUAGAGGUUACGACCAGUGUAAAAGAGUAUGCUAACAGGGUAAUAUAGGAUGCCACCAGUAGAUGCGAUUUAUAGGCCUCAUGUUGUACAUCACACCGUUGUGCCAGAAGAUUUAAAAGCGCAACAGGGGAAGGCCAAGACAAAGAGAUAUUUUUCAGCAGACGAUUGAUUCUUCUGAACUUUGGCGAAAGUAUCUGUCUGGGGAAUGGAAUUGCAACGCCAUGCCGUCGAGUUUCAUCAAAAUAGCAUGAUCAUCGACUAAACCUGAUGGUCAUUAGAGUGUCCAUUUGACGGGAAUGACUUGGCAUUUAUAGAUAUAUCUAUCAUUGCAUGCAAUACCAGAGUGUUGUUAGGGCUGGCUUUAAGCAGAAGUCAAACGAAAGGUCAGCUGAUUACUGUUGUAUUCAGCACAGGGCGAUGAAUGUGGGAGACGAUCAUCACGAAUUACCGCGGAAAUUGAUCUAAUCGACUUAAUGUUGAGAUGGUUAAGAGAUUGGCAAACGAGAAGACAAAGGUGAUUGAAGCAAGAGAAACGAUGAGCUAUCGUGAUCAUGACAAACAUAUGUCAUGCUCCGAAAAUGCGCUCAUCAUCAAGGUCGUUGGAGAUUGGAGAUUGUGAUGGAUCAAUCCACUGUAGAAAGGCGAAAAUUGCCUCAAGUUCAAAAUCCAGAGUGUAAUGAUUUCAUAGCCACUAAGCACAAGAUCAAAAUCGUCAUAAAUAACACCAGUAAAUUUGUUUAUAUAUUCCAUCCACGGCGCAUCACUUGUCCCGGCCUAGAAACCCUGACUCGGGCAUUUUUCCAUGGUUUCCGAGUCAAGGAGAUCGAAUAGAAUAAGACAGCGAACGAAAGAGACCGGGAAGGAUUACCAGGGAGGGAAAGUGCAUGUCAUGUUAGAAAAAUUCUCGGGGAAAUUGUGGUUUAAAUAUCGGAUUGGAAACUGUAUCAUCAAUUUGGAGUUUCGGUACGAAUUUUUCAUGAUGUGGGUUAAUCCUUGUAGGCGGCAAUGAAGGGUUCUCUCAUUCUGGUAACUAGUUUUCGUUAUUUCCGUUGGAAGUUAUGGGUUUUGCCAUUAUGGUGAUUGUUAUCGGGGGUUUAUGUCCUGAAGGGCUAAAGGGCUGGAUAAGGAUGCUGGAAUGGUGGGAUGGAUGCGGUUUUGCAUUUAUUUGAUGAAGAUGUAGGAUAUAGCAUAGAGGAUGUAGGAAUCAAAAUGGCACACUCGUGUAUUGCGCGUCGAAGAUUGUUCGGUUCUGGUUUUAGCUGAGGUUGCAAUGUUGGUGUGGUUUGGGUUGUGC